AUGUGGAGCCGGAGGUCGCCGCCGGCGCUCCCAAGAAGAGGACGUUCCGCAAGUACAGCUACCGCGGCGUCGACCUCGAUGCGCUGCUUGACAUGUCCACCGACGACCUCGUCCAGCUCUUUCCGCGCGCGCCAGGAGAAGAGGGGUUUGAAGAGGAAGCCGAUGGCGCUCAUCAAGAAGCUGCGCAAGGCGAAAAAGGAUGCUCCUGCUGGUGAGAAGCCAGAGCCAGUGAAGACCCAUCUCCGCAACAUGAUCAUUGUUCCUGAGAUGAUUGGAAGCAUUGUCGGUGUCUACAAUGGCAAGACCUUCAACCAGGUUGAGAUCAAGCCUGAGAUGAUUGGCCACUAUCUCGCAGAGUUCUCCAUCUCCUACAAGCCGGUCAAGCACGGUAGGCCCGGUAUCGGUGCCACCCACUCGUCGCGGUUUAUCCCUCUCAAAUGA
Miscanthus lutarioriparius is the source of this 441-nucleotide messenger RNA. Lineage: Eukaryota; Viridiplantae; Streptophyta; Magnoliopsida; Poales; Poaceae. The record is from the annotation of a GenBank genome assembly.